Messenger RNA from Malassezia restricta, 519 nucleotides. RefSeq names its product adenylate kinase. Gene Ontology annotation, cellular component: nucleus; cytoplasm. Lineage: Eukaryota; Fungi; Basidiomycota; Malasseziomycetes; Malasseziales; Malasseziaceae. Gene Ontology annotation, molecular function: ATP hydrolysis activity; ATP binding; AMP kinase activity. The record is from RefSeq and is a predicted model, not a curated record. Bases 1 to 519 code for a protein of 172 amino acids. The transcript has a single exon.
AUGCGCCAUAUCAAUGCAGGCCCUCUGGCUAUUCAAAAGCACUUUGUUGCAUCGCGCGAUGCGGAGUGGGACUCGGUCGAAGUAGACGAAGACGCAUUAUUAGACUACCUUGAGUCCAUGUCGGGUGGCGUAGCACCGGAUCCUAUCGAAGAGGACCCAGAGGGCUGUGCGCAGGCCCGUGACAUGCCUCUGGACAGUGACACCCGGGGCGGACUAGUGCUAGACUGGCACACUUGUGAUGCGUGGCCGGAGAGGUGGGUUGAUCUCGUGGUGGUUCUUCGGUGCAAUCACGAGCUGAUCUGGAAGCGGCUCGAAAAGCGCCACUACUCUGAAAAGAAAAUUGCCGAGAACAAUGAGGCUGAGAUCAUGGGCGUCGUCGAGGACGAGGCUCGCUCUGCAUACCCACAAGAGGCCAUUAUUGUGCUUCCGAGUGAGACGUCUGAUCAGCUGGAAUCACACGCGGAACGCAUCGUGGCGUGGAUUCAUGCAUGGCGACAGCAGCGCGGUUUGGAGUCAUAA